Molecule: messenger RNA, 381 nt
Organism: Sphenostylis stenocarpa
Lineage: Eukaryota; Viridiplantae; Streptophyta; Magnoliopsida; Fabales; Fabaceae
Source: the annotation of a GenBank genome assembly
AUGUGGCAGCGAUCCUACGUGGCGCAAACGACGCCGUUGCCGUCCGAGGGCGAGAACGCGAGAAGCAUGAGCGCCGCCAUGAUCCCUACGGGGAAGAAGAGAAGAACGAGCGGCGGAGGCGGAAGCGGCGGCAGCAUGAGCGGCAGCACAACCAUCGACGCCGCGAGAGCCGCCAGAAUGAGAACGGAUCCUAAGCUGAAACACCGCACCAUGUUGUUGUCGUCGUCGUUGAUGAUGAUGAUGAUGUUGAUGUUGUUCCUACGAUCAUGUUCCUCUCCGACACCGCGAGAGGGUAAAAGAGUAAUUUGGGACAGACGUGCGUGGUCUGAUCCUGUUACCUUGUGCGUGGGUGUCUCCGAAACGUUAAAAGUUUGGGUUUGA